AUGCUGAGUGACAUCGAUGCUUUGUACAGUCAACUCAUCAGAGCUGGUGCUGAGCCGGAUCCUUUGGAUUCCUUAGAGCUGGAGCCCUUGGAGCCCUUGGAGCCCUUGGAGCCCUUGCAGUUGGAACCGAUGCAGGAUCCCGUGCAAGAGCCGCUGGAGACAGAGAAGCCAGUGGAGAAGCCGCCAAGCUUGCCCGAAACUGAGCCGACGGCCCAAGUAAGCCAAAGGAACGAGUGCGAAGGCUUAGACUUGGGAGAUGGAGAAGAACUCCUCACAGCUAUUGGUCAGCUUUACUCGCAAAUGAUGCAAGACAGCGUCGCGAGGCCCGAAAUAGAUCCGGACACCACAAGCGAGUCGAAGGAGGUGAGCCACUCGAGCCCCAAACCGAACGAGUCCGACAAAACGCCGAGCUCGGAAGCUUCAAGCGAUGACGGCGAGUUGUCAAGCUUGCUGGAAGAAGUCCUGUGGAGCGCUCUUCUUCUAUCACGAGGAGGUUUACAGAUGUCGGAACUCCAGAAGUUGCUGUCCUUCAAUUUGCUGAACCGCCUCCCAAUCCCAAGCGAUGGGCCAAGUGCUGUGCCGCGGAGUCUGCGGCAGCGUCUAUCGACAGAACUACCAGAGCUGUAUGAGGCGCUCAGCACCAACAAGGAGAUUUCAUGCCAAGAAGCCUUGCCACUGCUUCGGAAGGCACGGGAUGAUUUGCUGAGUUCAUCAAUGGUCCGACCUCCAGCGGCUUCUGAUGCCCAAGCCAAGACCAAGCUCAGCCUGGCAGCAGAGCCUUGUGCCAAGCUCUUUGCCUUGGUGGAGUCCGACUUCACCCCCCUAUCCUUGUGCCAGGAUGCGAAGCCCUACCUUGACCAAAUUGCCUCUGACGACGUGUGCGAGGGAAAGUUGAAGGACUACGUCAUGCCCUUGAAGCAGAUCAUUUUCUUUCGACUCAUCAAGCAGCUCUCAGAGGUGUAUGUCAGCAUGACGAUCGAGGACUUCGAAAACGCUGCAUCGAUUGUGCCAUUCAACAUCGCUGAGACAUGGAUGGCGAACGCCUCUCGCCAGCAGGGCAUUAGCAUUCAGAUCAACUAUAUGCAGAAGGCAAUCAUCUUCGGUGCUCCAACGAAGGUGGACAUGAAGAGUAUGAGACAGCCACUCAUAGAGAUCGGCUACAAGCUGCAACAGGCUAUGCAGUGUGUGGCGCAGGAGGAACUGCAGAGAAAUGACAAGCAAGAGAAACAGCAAUUGCUUAGCAACAUCAAGGAGCUCAUGGACCAGGAGACCCGUUCCAUUCGCCAGCGCAAAGAGGAGAUCGAACGACGCAAGGAGGAGA
Durusdinium trenchii is the source of this 1321-nucleotide messenger RNA. Lineage: Eukaryota; Dinophyceae; Suessiales; Symbiodiniaceae. The record is from the annotation of a GenBank genome assembly.